AUGUUCUCAGAACAUAAAUCAGACGACUACGAACUCGGCCAUGGAGGCUCUAAAAACGAGGCUAUCGGACAAGGAAAUAUUGAAGUUGACUCUGGUCAAUAUGAGAACAGAACGGUAGUAGAAUUUCAGGAGGUGAAAGCUUUCAAGCAAGGCCUUCAUCAACGCCAUAUUCAGAUGAUCGCGCUUGCCGGAACAAUUGGUACUGGUCUAUUCCUUGGUUCUGGCCGAGCAAUUGCAAGAUCCGGUCCACUGGGUGCAUUUCUUGGCUAUUCCGUGGUUGGCCUCGCUGUUUCGAGUGUAGUGUUUGCUGUUGGAGAAAUGGGAGCCUUGAUUCCUCUCACUGGAGGACAAAUCGUCGCUGCUGCAGUUUUGGUAGAGUUCUGGACAACAAUCAAUAAUGCAGUGUGGAUUACAGUUUUUGCAGUUCUCAUGGUCAUGACCGCAGUCACUUUUGUUAGGGUCUAUGGUGAAUUGGAGUUUACAUUUUCUAUGCUGAAGAUUAUGCUUGUCAUCGGAAUUAAUGUAAUGGCUCUCGUUAUUACCUGCGGAGGAGGUCCGAACCAUGAAUCGAUAGGUUUUCGUUACUGGAGGGACCCUGGAGCUUUCGUCCAGUAUUUGGGUCGCUUCCUUGGAUUUUGGACAACACUCAACAAUGCUGUAUAUGCAUAUUCCGGAAUUGAGAAUAUCACUGUAGCCGCUGCAGAGACGAAAAAUCCACGAAGAGCAAUUCCAUUGGCCGCUAAGCGCAUCUUUAUCCGAAUUCUUUUGUUCUACAUUUUGACCAUCUUCAUGGUCGGCCUUAUGGUUCCAUCCAACGACCCCAACCUUCUUCAGUCUACUGGUACUGCCUCCCAAUCACCGUUCGUUAUUUCCGCGAAGAAUGCCGGUAUUAAGGUUAUUCCAUCGAUCAUCAAUGCUGUCGUACUUACCUCCGCUUGGUCUUCCGGAAACUCCAGUAUGCUCGGCGGAACACGAAUCCUCUAUGGUAUGGCUAUGCAUGGACACGCUCCCAAAUUCUUCACUAGAGUGAACCGAGCCGGUGUUCCUUAUAUUGCAGCUGCUUUAUAUGCUGUUUUUAUGUGCUUGGGCUACAUGACUUUGUCGAGUACUGCUAGUACAGUUUUCACAUGGCUUCAAGAUCUUGUCUCGAUCGCAACCUUGGUUAACUGGAUAUCCAUCUUGGUCGUCUACCUUAGAUUUCAAGCUGGCUGCAAAAGACAAGGAAUCAAUCGCCACACUGAGCUUCCAUGGGCCGCACCACUCCAGCCAUACACGACGUGGGCCUCUCUAACCCUGUUUGUCAUUCUCCUCUUCACCGGAGGAUACGUAACUUUCAUUCAUGGCGAAUGGGAUACUGAGACAUUCAUCUCGUCGUAUUUGAACAUUCCUCUCUUCCUAAUGCUGUUUUUGGGUUAUAAAUUUUAUUGCAAAACUAAAAUGGUUUCUUUGGAGGAAAUGCCUAUUCGUGGAUUCAUUGAGGUUUACCAGCAAAACCCCGAGCCAGAAGAGGAGCCCAAGAAGGGGCUUCGAAGACUGAAUAUCUUGUGGUCUUGA
This is a messenger RNA of Botrytis porri, 1554 nucleotides long. RefSeq lists its product as uncharacterized. Gene Ontology annotation, cellular component: membrane. The transcript has 2 exons. The coding region runs from base 1 to 1554 and encodes 517 amino acids. Lineage: Eukaryota; Fungi; Ascomycota; Leotiomycetes; Helotiales; Sclerotiniaceae. Gene Ontology annotation, biological process: amino acid transmembrane transport. Gene Ontology annotation, molecular function: amino acid transmembrane transporter activity. The record is from RefSeq and is a predicted model, not a curated record.